UGGAUGUAUGUACUAGGUGUAGGUUAACUACUUGUGAGAUGAUGGCACUUUAUUACAUUAUUGACACAUUCAAUUAUUGCCCUUGCAGAAAAUAGAGGAGGAGAAUGAAGAGAACCUGCUAGCAGUUCUUACAGAAACACUGGACAGCCUCCCUGUGGACGAGGAUGGAUUGCCUUCCUUCGACGCACUGACAGAUGGAGAUGUGGCCAGUGAACAUGAUCCGAGCCUUUCCUCCCUGCCUGACGGCACCCCUCCAACACAGGAGGCAGAAGAGCCGUCACUACUUAAGAAGCUCUUACUGGCUCCAGCGAACACUCAGCUGAUUUAUAAUGAAUGUGUCGGACUCAGUGCACACAACCAUGCAAGCCCUAAUCAGAGGAUCAGAACAAGCUCUGCACCUGUUAAGAGCGAGAAACUGUUGGAGCAAUAAACCCAGAAACAUUUGUCAACCGCAGAAGCCACAGAGGCGCCCCUGCUCGGAGCUCCUUAAGUACCUGACUGCAAAUGAUGACUCUCCUCAGACCAAAUCAACAGAGAGCAGGACGAAUAACAGACUUGACAAAUGCACCAAAAAGAAGCCCUGCUUGCAUCCUCAGCCACAUUUUCAAGCCAAGUCAACGAGUUUGUCACUUCCUUUGACACCCGAGUCACCAAAUGACCCCAAGGGUUCCCCAUUUGAGAGCAAGACUAUUGAACGAACCUUAAGUGUGGAGCUCUCUGGAACAGCAGGACUAACUCCACCAACAACACCACCUCACAAAGCCAACCAAGAUAACCCAUUCAGGACUUCUCCCAAGCUGAAGUCUUCUUGCAAGCCUGUUGUGCCCCCGGCUAAAAAAUCUCGCUACAUUGAGUCUUCCACUAUUCAAGUUAUUAAUACUAAAAAAAGGUCCCGAACAAUCUGAACUGUAUGCACAGCUGAGCAAAACCUCCGUGGUCAUUGGACAAGAGGAGAAAAAAGUGAAGCGACCUAGUUUACGACUUUUUGGUGAUCAUGACUACUGUCAAUUUAUGAAUUCAAAAUCAGAAAUACGUAUAAGCUUAACACAAGAUUUACAGGCCUCAAGACAACUUGAAUGUAAGAAUUCGCUGCCUGGGAAAAAAUUACAGGUCUGUUCAUUUAAAGAACAUGAGGAGAGCCUGAAAGACAGUUUUGAGGUGGCAAUGCCAAGUCCUCAGAAUGGCAAUAGGAAGCCACUUCAAGACCAAGAGAUCCGUGCAGAACUCAAUAAGCACUUUGGUGACCCAACACAAGCAGUCUAUGAGGAAGAGAACAAAAAUGGUGAUGCAAGGAGCAAUGAUUACUGUGAUGAUCAAUUCUCUAGACUACCUAUGUUUUUAACCUCUGGACUGGGUAUGGAUAAUUUGUUUGAUGAAAGCGAAGAUGAAAAUGACAAACUGUGCUAUUCCUGGGAUGGAAUACAAUCCUAUUCAUUAUUUGAUGUAUCACCUUCCUGCUCAACUUUCAAUUCUCCAAGCAGAUAUUCCGUUUCCCCACCAACAUCCCUUUUUUCUCAAAGGAUAUGUUCUCGGUCGAGAUCUAGAUCUUAUUCUCAAAUCCGAUCAUGUUCUCAGUCUCCAUAUUCACGUUCAAGAUCAAGAUCUCCAUCCAGCAGAUCUUCUUCAGGGUCAUGCUGCUGCUAUGAAACUGAUCAUUGUAGACCCAACAGUUCUCCAGUCUGUGCACGAUCACGGUCAAGGUCACCUUACAGUCGUAGGCCCAGAUACGACAGUUAUGAGGAAUACCAACAUGAGCGGCUGAAGAGGGAGGAGUACCGCAAGGAGUAUGAGAAGCGUGAAUCAGAGCGAGCCAAACAAAGGGAGCGGCAAAGGCAAAAAGCAGUUGAGGAACAUAGAGUUCUCUACGUUGGUAAAAUGAGAACGAACAUGACCCGUAGUGAACUGCGAGCCCGUUUUGAAGUUUUUGGUGAAAUUGAAGAAUGUACAGUCAAUCUGCGGGAUGACGGAGACUGUUACGGUUUCAUCACCUACCGCUACACCUGUGACGCAUUUGCUGCUCUUGAAAAUGGAUACACUCUGCGCAGGUCAAAUGAACACGACUUUGAGCUAUGCUUUUGCGAACGAAAGCAGUUUUGCAAGUCCAACUAUGCAGAUUUAGAUUCAAAUUCAGAUGACUUCGAUCCUGCUUCCACCAAAAGCAAGUAUGACUCAAUGGAUUUUGACAGUUUGCUUAAAGAGGCACAAAGGAGCCUGCGUAGGUAA
Messenger RNA from Staurois parvus, 2223 nucleotides. The record is from the annotation of a GenBank genome assembly. NCBI's taxonomy places the organism in Eukaryota, Metazoa, Chordata, Amphibia, Anura, Ranidae.